AUGGCUUCUAAAGAGAUCACCGCCUCUGGAUUCGUCAGUGUGACCAAGGAUAUCACAGAAAGCAUCAGGAAGAUUAUCGAUAAAUCAUCUAUAAAGUUCAUUCGCAGCAUUAAGCUUGACACCAAAAAUGGCAAAACGGAGGACAGGAUUCUGGUCCUCACAACAUGGCGUCUCUAUUUCCUGGCGCCAAAGAUUCCCGCUAAGGUAGAAACCACCUUCAACUUUCUGGAGAUUCGAGCUUUGAAUUCUCACCCUGAACACCAGGUUAUUAUCGACACUGACAAGUCCAGUUACUCCCUGAGGUUUGAGUCGCGAGAGCACCUCAAUCAUGUGGUCAGCCAUAUCAAUUUCGCCCUCUCCCGAAUAUUCAACAACUCCAUUUUUGCCCCUUCCAUCUGUCAUUCAGACAGUGACCUUUCUGAGGGCAGCAGGAAGUACUCGCCCAGCUCCGAGACUUCAGUGGAAACCCAGAGGGCGUGUGGAGGCUUCUCGGAGACCUACGCCGCUUUGUGCGACUAUAAUGGCAUCAGCUGCAAGGAGGAAGUGCAGUGGGAUGUCGACACCAUAUAUCACUCCCAGGACAACCGAGAGUUUAACCUGCUGGAUUUCAGCCACCUGGAGAGCAGGGAUUUGGCCGUGAUAGUCGCAUCGAUGGCGUACAACACCUGGUUCACCAAACUGUACUGUAAAGACCUGCGCAUUGGGUCAGAGGUCACGGAGCAGGUCCUGCACACGGUCAGCAAAUCCUCCAGCCUCGAGGAGAUCACUCUGGAGAACGCCGGGUUGAAAUCAGACUUUCCACAGAAGAUGUCAGCUGCUCUUUCAGAGAAUCCUGCUUCUGUCAUCCACUCUCUAAACCUGGCCCACAACUCACUGGACAACCAAGGUGUGUCCAACCUAAUCCAGCAGGUGUGUCGCCUCAGCAAAGGACUUCGUCUCCUCAACCUCUCCAAGACCUCACUCACCUCCAAAGGAGUGGUGUCUCUCUCUCAGGCUCUGUGCUCCAGCGAUGAAUACUCCAACUCCCUCCUGCACCUGGACCUGAGCAAGAACCCCGGGGUCCUCUCAGGGGAGGAUGCCUCGAACUUGUAUCUCUUCUUGUCUCAGCCCAACUGCCUGGUCCACUUGGAUCUGUCUGGCACCGACUGCUCCGUGGACUCCCUAUUUGGGGCUCUUCUGAGGGGGUGUUGCGCUGAUCUCUCCUUUCUGAAUCUUUCCAAAAAUUCCUUCUCCCACAGGAAAGUGAAGGACACGCUGCCGUUGUUCCGUCAGUUCUUCAGCUCGGCCUUCAGCCUCACUCAUGUCAGCCUAGCCUCUAUGAAGCUGCCCCCUGAUGUUCUCAGGGCUCUUCUGACAGGGUUAACCUCCAAUCCUCAUAUCAAUGACCUUCAUCUGGACAUCAGCGGCUGCGAGCUAAGGUCUGCAGGAGCUGCUGUAAUCCAGGAACUCUUCCCCAGAGUCUCCUCCAUCGGCACUCUGGAUGUCUCCGAUAACGGUCUGGAUGCAGACUUGCUCACAGUGCUGCCAGCUCUCUCCAGACACCCCUCCCUCAAACACCUUCAUCUGGGCAAGAACUUCAACAUCAAAAACAGGGUUCUGGAUGAAGUCAUGCAGAAGCUGGUUCAGCUCAUACAGGAGGAGGAAUGUGCCCUGCAGUCCCUGUCGCUGUCCGACUCGCGCCUUCGCUCUCGUGGCACCGUGCUGGUCAACGCUCUGGGCAGCAACACCUGCCUGAGAAAAGUGGACCUGAGCGGCAACAACAUGGACAACAUCGGAGCCAAGAUGCUGAGCAAGGCCCUGCAGAUCAACACCACGCUCAGGAGUGUGACAUGGGAUCGCAACAACACCUCCGCAGCAGGAUUUCUCGAUGUGGCCCGCGCGCUCGAGCAUAAUUUCACCUUGCAGUACAUGCCUCUACCCCUGAGUGACAUCAGCCAGGCGUACCGCAGCGCCCCCGAGAGGACGGAGCUGGCACUGACCAAGAUCCAGCGCUCUCUGGUGAGGAACAACCAGACGCAGCGUUUCUCCCAGCGACAGGCUCUGCGGCUGCAUCAAGGCCUCGUCACCAGCACCGCCGAGCAGGUGAUGGAGCGCCUGUGUGUGCGUGUCCAGCAGCAGGUGUGUUUGCUACGAGGCGUCGGCGAGAUGGAGGAGAUUCAAGCUGCUAAACAAGUGCUAAAAGAGGCCAGGAACUCUCGCGCUCUCUACCCUUCGCUGUGCGAGCUGGCUCAUGUGCUGUCUGUGGACGGGCCGGUGCGCCAGAGACUGGACUCUUUGGCCGGCGAACUUGCCAAAGCUGCAGACAAGGAGCUGCAGGUGAUCGUGGACUCCAUGGUGUCUCUCUGUCGUGAGCUCUGUCCUUUAUCUUCUUCUGCAGCCGAGAGAUUAAGCCCUCCGCUCUCGUCCGUCUCCGAGCGAGUGUCCAUCCCUCGCUCAGCCAUUCGCACUGCCCUCAUGGAGAGAGCAGCGCAGGACAUUCACAGAGCCUUGGAAGAAGUGAAGCUGUCAGUGGUUUCCUAUCUCACCAACUCCAUCGUGGACCAAAUCCUGCAGGAACUCUAUGCCACUCAUAAGACCCUGACCCGGCAGGUGUCUCAUCUGAAAUGCUGGGAGGAAACGUGUGAAGACGGGUCGGGCUGGAGGUUCAACAGACACAGAGACUCUCUGGACAUCACGGACGAAGAGCUCGGCACCAGCAUAGACACAAUAGCCAUUAAGAAGCGCAGCUCUAGAACAAGACGAAUACGACCUGUCUCCACCAGACUGAGCCUGUGUGACGACUCCAGCUCCUCUCCGCCCCCCUCUGUGCCGUCGUACUCGUCACCGCUGUCCCGCUCGGCGUCCUGGGAGGGCCUGUCAGAGCUGCCUACACAGGGGCUGCCUCUUCAUCAUGUGACGCGAGUUCGGCCUCGGCCACCGCGGAGGCACAAGGGAGGCCACAUUCCUGCUGAGACACACUGCAGUGAAAAUGGAGGAAUAAGCCCGCUGGAUGAUGGACUCCCUGAUUUCUACACGAAAAGAGUGCUCCCUGAUAGUCAGCUCUCCUCGCUGCACAAGGCGCACUCUCUGAGGAGGAAGAAGAGGAGAAACAUGCUGGCCAUCUUCGGUUUCCGCAAAAACCGCAACCAGACUCUGUCCAGUCAGGGGCUCGAAUCUGAAGCCGAGGUUUAUGGAGACGGCUGUCACACUGUCGCUACAGCGCCCAUAGGAACAGCAACAGAGAAUGUGUACACGCUCCUGCAGCCUCCCAGGGCUGCUGCCAGAGCUGGAUCACCCAGCGAGGGGGCUGAUGGGAAAAUAAACGAUCACCAGGGGAAAAAUACUCUUGUUUUGAGUCCGCCACCAGUGCCGGGCAUCCCUCACCCAGGCGGGGGAGGAAGCAAACACCCCUUUUAUUCUCCCAGAGAGAAAUUGGAAGUGGACGCUGUUUUUGACCAACCGCUGGAGACGGACAAGUACUGGGCAGACGACAAACAGAGGACAACAGAUGUGCUGCAAGCAGACAAGCAGUGGAUGGAAGGAAGGCAGAGCGAGCAGCACGUGGACAGACAGCGAUUCGAUGACAGGCUGCAAGAAAGGACUGCUGCAGAGCCGAGGACGACGGACAGACCGACAGACAGGUACUGGACCGAGAGCAGACAUCCGGACAGACACGUGGACAGACAGUGGACUGUUGACAGACACACCCAGCGGCAGAUUGACCGAAAAAUAGAAAGACAGUGGAUGGGCGGCAGGCAGAUCGACCGGUCGUGGUCGGAGAACAGACCGACGGACGUGCAGGUGGACAGUCAGUGGGCUGAGAGCAGACAUGUGGGAAGAAUGACAGACAGACAAGUUCAGGCGCUUCACUUUGCUCAAAGGCCGCUGCCUCCGUACCCGUCGGACAGGACGCCCUCGCCAAAACAGGAGACGGAUCCCCUGAGAAGCCCAGAGGCAGCAGCCAUAGAGUGGCAUCAGCAGGACGCGCUGGGAGAAAGACACACGGGUCCUGAUGCAGGUGGAGGUUUUACCGAUGGGUGGAGGAGCACCAGUGGAGGUGGAGGAGGGCUCUCCGCCAGCCGAUCGGCUCCCUUGACAUCAAAACCCGACCCCCCGCCACAGAGCAGCAAACCCAACCUGCCCAAGCUGAGACAGAGACAUCGACUCGAGAGCUCAGACGCUCUGCCAGGUACGGAGGAGGAAGGAGAGGCAGAGAAGGAUGCUGGAAAAAUGGAAAGAAAAGAGAGAGAAAAGAGACGAGAUUCUGAGGGUCAACCUCCUCCGAUUCCUGAAAAGCCAAAGACCUCCUCGUAUGUGACUUUUUCAAAAGAAUCAGCCAAUGAGAGGAACUUGCCUCCUCCUCCCGUACCCCCUCCUAACGUUAGCAAGUCCAUACAUGGGUUGCCAGACAGAGCUUCAAGUCAAGGUGAUGAAGGACUCAGACCUCAGGCACCAGUGAAACCACAGAGGAACAGGAAGGCGAUGUCCUGUGACGCAGGCACUGACAGGGAAAGCCCUAAUAACGUUGAGAAGCCCCCAAAUCGCAAACCCCCCGUGAAAAAACCUAGACUACCCCAAAACAGAAAUAAGUCACUGGACUUGUCUGAGAGCAUCAACUCGGCGCCCGGUCAAAGCGAGCUAUUAUGAUGCCCGGCAAUCUCACCUGCCGCUGUCCGGCCGGAGUUGUCAUGACAACCGUGGACCAUUUCAUCCAACGAGAAAACAAAGAGCGCGGAGGGGAGAGCCGGGGAGAAAAAUACAGCGCAACAUGACAGACAUCAUAAAACAUCAGUCACUCGCUUCUGUUGGAGAAAAAAAAAGAAAACAAACAAAAAAAAACCCAACUCACUUUCCUUAAUGUCACUUUUCCUCCCCUCACUGAGUUUCUUGUCUUUGCUUUUCCUCUCACGUGCUCAACUCUUUUUGUGGCUACAGUAUUUUAACAGUAUUUGCUACCUUAGAAAAACCCAAAUGAUCAUCGUCGUGCGUGUCGGAGUGCUCGAGCGUCGUGGCUUUGCUAGACAAGAAGAAGAAGAAGAAGAAGAAGAAAAAACAAAUGUCUUUAUUAGAAUGUGAUUUCUUAAAUCUGUAAUGCAUUUUUGACUGCUGAUACAGUUGACUGCCUUGGUUGACUCUUGAAAAUGAGUUGCUUCUUAUCAAAUGAAACUUGAUGAUUUAUAUCUAGUUUUGCUUUCAGGAACUGAAAGGUAAUAUAUUUUAUAGAAAAAAGUAAAUAUUAUGUAUGAGCACCCUCACUGUAUGAAUAAAACUCUAAUGA
Molecule: messenger RNA, 5257 nt
Organism: Stegastes partitus (bicolor damselfish)
Lineage: Eukaryota; Metazoa; Chordata; Actinopteri; Pomacentridae
Product: leucine-rich repeat-containing protein 16B-like
Exons: 40
Coding region: 1-4626 (1541 amino acids)
Biological process (GO): regulation of Arp2/3 complex-mediated actin nucleation; cell migration
Cellular component (GO): lamellipodium; plasma membrane
Source: RefSeq, a predicted model, not a curated record